This is a messenger RNA of Bemisia tabaci, 5794 nucleotides long. The record is from RefSeq and is a predicted model, not a curated record. NCBI's taxonomy places the organism in Eukaryota, Metazoa, Arthropoda, Insecta, Hemiptera, Aleyrodidae.
UGGAAAUGGAUGCGGCGGUGCGAACGUAGUGCUGAAAUGGCUAAAUUGGCCGUGGCCGUUCUCGCUGUGCCCGGACUUCGUCCAAGUCGCGAUAGAGUUACUUGACUACUGUCUAAAAGCCGCCGACCCAGGUGGCUGCGGUAAUGGAUCAGAUGUGGGUGCAAAACUGCGGAGUGAUAGUGUAACUUCUCAGUGUUGGCUGUACGGCAAGAAGAAGGAGAAAGAGGAGGACAAAUGGUUCAGUGUGAUAGUUCUGUCUCUGGACGAGGCGUGGACCAAAAUCCGCCACGAUCCAAACCUCAAAACUCAGCUUCCCAAACUCACGCUUACGUUCCUCAACUUCCUCUUCAAUUCCGACUGGAAACUCUCGGAGGCAGUAGUUACCCUGAAAAAAGUGUUGGACGAUGAGUCAUCAAAGGAAAUAGAUAAAGAACAAUUUGCAGUCAUGUUCUGCCAAAAGUUGGAUCGGUGGGUCGAAUGCUAUACCGAAACACAAAGCAAAUUAGAAGAAGAUAACCUGCUCGGUGUGAUCAGACUCAUGACAAAACUCGCAUGCAUAUUCAGUUCAGAGAUAGCAGAGAAACACUUCCUACCCCGGUACAUCUCGUUUACAACCCACAAAACCUAUGAAGUCCGAAGGUUAUGUGUCUAUAAAAUUCAUGAGAUGGCCUACGCUAUUAGUGAAUCAGCUGUCGAAACACAACUGCUACCUGCGUUCCUGCGACUGUGCCACGAUAAAGACAGCAAAGUACGUGCACCGUGUCUGCUAGGCAUUGUGGCUCUCUCUAGUAAACUACCAAUGAAACUCCGCAUCACAGUUCUAGCGCCAGUCUAUUACAGACUGCUUGACCGACAGAAUGCCCUUGACAAUAUGAAUCUCUUCGCUGCUUACUUUCCCACGUUUUGUCCUUUCAUCACAACGUUAGCCCAUACGCCAAUAGCUUCGUUGGAACUGAAUCAAAACUGUGAUGUUGUGCUCUCGUACCUGAAUAAUUCCGAAUUUGGAUUUGAGAUGAAUUUCAGCCUGACCAGUUAUAACAAAGGCGGCAUUUGGAGGUUUCAUGAGAACAACACUUCUUGUUUCUCGACCAAGGACUCCGACGAAUCGCCACCCUCGAAGAACAUAGAAGAUCCUUUUGGCUUCAAUGAAUUGAUCCAGCAUGAAGAAGAGUUCAAGAGCUUCCAGUACUGGCGUGAGCCCAUCGACGAUUGCUUCGUACAUCCAGAGGUCAUCGAUAUCAUGAAAGACAAGUGGGCAGACAAUGUUGGAUCGAUGGAAGAUUUCUGGAAUCGGUUAAAUAGUGAAGAAACAAGGAAAAGUAUAGCAAAGAAACCCUUGAAGUCAGCAAGUAUAUCUGUUGGCUCACCUUUAGAAAUAUACGAUGAAGAAAAGAGCAAAGAACUUUCAAUGUUGGUCUCAUCAAAGCUGGUGAAAGCGUACCUGCCUCAGCAGCGAUUGCGCUGGGCCAUGAAUACAACUGCAUGCGACUCGCUGGCAAUAUACUUGCCGCCAGUAGCUUUCACCAUUGGCCCGAAGAAUUGGCAUCUACUUAAGUCAGCCUUCAACCUUCUCGCUGCUCAUGAAGAUUGGAAGAUACGUGCUGCGAUUUCGACGAUCAUCCACGAGUUGGCGUUGAUGCUGUCCAAAGAGCAGACGGAAGAGGAUUUGUUACCAGUUUUUAAGUCCAUCAUGGAGGAUCUCGAGCCAGUCCGCAUUGGCACGUUAAGCCAUAUGGCCUCCUUUCUAGGUAGUUUAAAUUCGUCGGCAAGAAUGACGUUCCUGACACGGUUUCCGGAUUUCCUGUGUCCCGACUUCAGGUUGCGGGAAGUACUGGUCGACCAAUUGGUCCCGGUCGUAUCUCUGUUCUCAGCUUGUGAUAUUCUUACCUUUAUCUUACCAGUUGUCAUCCUAGUGCUACAAGACAAAAUCGCUGCCGUUCGACAGAAAGCGAUUAACUUGGCGUGCGAACUAUCAAUGCAAGUGUUAAGCUAUGACUCGAAACUGUGUGGGAACGUUCUGAAAAAGUUCGUGGAACACCUAGCAAUGAGCACUGAAUGGAGGCACCGACAAACGUUCGCCAACCUGGCUGCGCCGCUCUGCAUAAAUCGAGCAGCGGGCAUGAAUAGUCUGUCGUCCACUGUCUUCCCGCAACUCUUCAACCUGUGCAAUGAUAAGGUCGUCAACGUUCGGAUAGCCACAGCCCGAACACUGAGAGAUAUCAAUAAUACGAGUGACUUGAGAGAUGUUGUACCAACUCGUGAGAUCAGACGAUCAUUACGCCUCCUAGCCCAGGUCGAUGAAGAUCCUGACGUCCGAGAACUCUCGCUCUUCGAGUGGUCGUGAGCGGUCAGCGCUCCUUGCAGAUGUUUUCUGUGCCUCGCGCGACUCGCAGUACUCAGCCUAAGGGAAGUCUUGGACCCUGGAGAGUUUAUGUCUCUACCGUACGGAGAAGAGUCAGGGACCAAACUGUUCUGAAGCUGCCUACUUUAGUGUAUCGGCUCUUGUUUUUAAAACACUCUCUAGGAAAUUGGUCCGAAUUCACUGCUCGGGAUUUUUUGAUCCAGCAAGCUAAGUGGGAAACGGCUAGUACAAUCAAGAAUUGCGACUGAAGCCAAUCAGACACCCUAGAACUGGAAUUGCCUUUUAAACUAGGAGCCUGGAGGAAAAUAAAUGAAAUCAGUUCAAAGGAUACAUCACUUUUGGAAAUAAUUGAGGAGUGCAGUGAUAGAAGUAAAAGAAUUUUCAGAAAAUUUUUGGGGUCGAUGUAAUUUAGAAUUCCUUGUCGAUGAUUGUCUUGCAAGAGAUUUUAGUUCAUCUUGCAUCACCGCAACCGUGAGAUGAUUUUUUUAAUUCAUAUCUUCCCAUCUUGUCUCAAGUUACCACUGUCCGUACAUUUCCAAGUGUUAUUUUCUCUUGAUAAAUUGAUGAUUUUAACUGUUGAUUUUGACAAAUUAUGUUUCAAGGUGUUUAGUCGCUACUUGAUGCUCUUUGAAAAAAUAGAGUCAGUCCCGAGUGCUAAGUUUUUCGGGUAAUAACAGCUAUCUAGUAAGAUUUUGAUGUUAACUAGUCAUCAGACCGAUUUUAUUCACUCUUAGAUUUACUCUUUUGAACUGUUGUGUCCGCAUGAAUUUGAUAACUUAUCAAGACACAUAAUUUCUGAGAUCUAGAACCUGUUGUCACUGCCAACAGAUACGAAAAGUUUGGUUUUUAUUACCUACCUUAUCAGACGAGGUAAUAUUUUUUUUUCUUGUACUGUUAUUAUGAACCAAAUGAGGCGCUUAAAAGCUGUUCUCCGGUAGUCCUUCAUCAUGUUAUUCAAUUAUGAGUGUCAAAUGUGACACAUUUUUACUAUCUUUUUUUAUUUUUUUAAAGUAGCUCUGUGAAUUAGAUAGACGAAAAAAUACAACUUAAUAUCCGUGCCCUCUCCCUAUUCUUACAUCUCGCUAGUAACGAGUGUGUAAAAUUAAGUUGGGUGCUAUAUAUUUUUUUAUCCGCUGUUUUGCUCUUUGAAAUCAGGAAAGUUCAUGAGAUUGUUGUUGAAAUGGUUAAGGAAAUUUUCUGGAAAUUUGCGCCAACAAUUUCAAAAAGAGAGCGAUGAGGCUAAAUUUUCGUGAAGGUCUUUAUGAAAGCACAUGAACUCGACUAGAAUGAAUGGUAAUGCGGUGAUGUAAUGUUUUGGAGAGUCAGCUCUGUCCAGAAUUGAAAUACUGGUCAUUUGCCUUUGAAUUUUACUCCAGCAUCCUAUCUAGCAAAUAGUUUCGUCUCAAUCUGUGAUAAUGAACAUUUAUUAACAAUUUAAUUUUUUUUUUUUCAUGGGCCUUUAGCGUUAUGCUUUCAAAUCGUAGUCUGAUGUCAUGAUGGUGGACUUUCGCCUGAAAUUCAUGUACUCUUCCCUCUUUUGUUCGGUUGACCGUUGGAUGUUAAUGCAUGAAUAUGAUAUUAGCGAUUGUUAGAAUAAAAAUACUCAGUUGCCCUUGGCGAUCAUCGUCUAAUUGAUGAAAUUCGGCAGAGGGAAGAGCGUGUAACAAAAUUUAAAUCUAAUCUGCCAAUUAUUAAAAAGAUGAACCAAACUUAUCAUCAGUUUGGCUGUGAUUCGUUUUCUUAUAUUUUUAUACCUUUAUUAAUCGUUAUUGUAAUUUGUUGCUCCCUUCUGGAGCACGGGUCACCCUGUAACUCAUUAAUCAAGACUGAGUUUGUCUGUCCGUGCUGCGGAACUGGGACCCGCUUUUAAUUAGUCAAAUGGAUGGCAUUUCGCAAAAAGGAACUACAAUUUCUGGUUUAUCUGUAAAAACACUUAUGUGCAUAGGGAAACUAAUAGUACAUGCGUUGUUUAUCAAUUGAGCUAGAUAUUGUUGUUCCUAAUUGCAAAAUGUAGUCCAAAUUUAGGUAUUAAGUGUUUUUUUCCAAUGAUUCCUAUCGGCCAACUGCCAUCCGGUACUAGUGUGUUCUUUUCGACUCUCAAAAGAUUUUUCACUCCCUCCCCCAUUUCUGUCUCCUACCCUUGUUCAGUCAGAGGUCUAACUUUUUUGCUGAAAUUGUUGAAUUAAUGUCUCUCAAAUUUUUAUCACAGAACGUUUCAGCCUUGUAAUGCUAGGGUUUCUUGCAGUAAUCGUUUUCUAAAAUGUGAUCUUCCUCCUUCUAUGCGUUACUUCUUUUGUGUGAUCCUUUACAGUAAGGUUAUUCAAAAUUUGUCAGCAAUUAAUGCCGGAGCCUAAUUUGCAUUGUAACCUAACCCAACUCCCCCUUCUUUUAUUUGUUCUAUUUUCUGCAGAUGAAUCCAUUGAUUAAUUUCAGAAUUACAUGAUUUCUCCAGCCAAGUAUGAAAGUGCGGCUCGGAUUAGCUAGUUUUUUUUUGUUUUUUGCGUAUGUUGCGUUUUCCUGAUCAUUACUCAAUUAUCACCACUACUUUUUAAUUAUCAAUUAUGUUGAAUAGUUAUUCUCUGCUUCAAUUCAAGAGUCAUCCAUCAAUGGUUAAUUGUUGUUUUCUUACGCGUACUAUUUUCUUUAAAAGUAAUGAUAAAUAAAUUGGACAUUCAUCACUGUGCCAGUAACAUGCAAUUGGUGCUGUCUAUCAGCCAAAAUAGAGUUUCACCUUCUCUUUUAUCACGCAGCAGCUGUAUCAAUAGCGAUUUAAAAGCAGUGUUGGCAACCAUUACAACUACCAUUACAGACUUAAAUGUAAUGUAAAUGUCAGCUGCAUUUUUUAUUUUAAUAUUCUUGGAAGCACUUGUACGAACAGCAUGGUGAUGAAUGCGUCUAAUUCUUAAGGGAACAAGAUGCCAUACGGUUUUGAUAAUUCUGUAUACUUCAGUUGUUUUACAAUUCUGAGCAGAUGGCCACUCAUAUGUACAUCCUGUCUCUCUACCACACCCUCACCCUUUCUUUCAGUACUACUCGGCACCAAACUGUUCCUUAAUGUCUUCUGUCUUGGUUAAGUUUAUGUAUGAUAUCUGAUAUCAAUGUAUUAUUGUGCUGCUGAAGAUCUGUUGUAAAGCUAUCGUAAGCUGGCGAUAUCUAUUAUUUGCAUUCAGGAUUGGAACUGCUGUCAAGUCAGGAGUCAUCACGAGGCUAGUUCUGUAAUUUUCGCUUUUUGGAAUAGCGUCUUGUAAUAAUGUAUUUUCCCCUCCAAAAUCAAUGUCUUUUAGUUUGGUGCCGGAGUAUUAUAGUAACAAAUGCUCAAUAAUUUUUGCCCUAUUUGAAAUUCGUUGAACUUACAUGAGAUCACAAACCCAUUUUUGAAAUUGUUAUUUUUAAUCACUGUAUAGAAAAAAAUAAAUUUGAUAUUUUAUUUUA